Molecule: messenger RNA, 825 nt
Organism: Zygotorulaspora mrakii
Lineage: Eukaryota; Fungi; Ascomycota; Saccharomycetes; Saccharomycetales; Saccharomycetaceae
Gene: SIW14
Product: putative tyrosine protein phosphatase SIW14
Exons: 1
Coding region: 1-825 (274 amino acids)
Biological process (GO): protein dephosphorylation
Cellular component (GO): cytoplasm
Molecular function (GO): phosphatase activity; inositol diphosphate tetrakisphosphate diphosphatase activity
Source: RefSeq, a predicted model, not a curated record
AUGACAGGUUCCAAUAAUGAAACUGGCGAAGCAAGUGCUAUCGAUAGUCUAAUAGAAAAUGAAGCGGAAAUUAUACGACUGAUACAAAAGGAUGUCAGUAUGCUGAGAGACAAUGGUAAUGGCAAUGAUAUUCACAGAAUUAUCAAUGAGGAUAAGAUAUUGAAAGGAGAAUUUGAACAUAUUCUACAGAGAUUUCAUGAUAAUUGCAAGAGAGAAGACGGACAACUAUUAGAAGAGGAUGAGGAAGACUUGUUUGAUAAGGAUGAGCAUAUGACUAAAAGCGAGGAAAAGCGUGAAUUCCAAAGUGAAGCACAGCAAGAGGAAGUAAUACCGCCAGAGAACUUCAGUCAUGUAGCGGGGGAAAUAUAUCGCAGUAGCUUUCCAAGGGUUGAAAACUUCCAGUUUUUACAGACAAGAUUAAAGUUGAAAUCAAUUCUGGUCCUGAUACCGGAAGAGUAUCCAGCGGAAAAUAAAGAAUUUUUGGAAAAAUCGGGUAUUAAACUGUAUCAGGUUGGCAUGAGUGGUAAUAAGGAACCGUUCGUGAACAUACCGUCGGAUUUACUUACAAAAGCUCUGGAGAUUGUGUUAAAUCCAGACCAUCAACCGGUGUUAAUUCACUGCAACAGAGGUAAGCACAGAACCGGUUGUUUAAUCGGAUGCAUACGUAAAUUACAAAAUUGGUCUUUAACAAUGAUAUUUGACGAAUACAGAAGAUUUGCAUUCCCCAAGGCAAGAGCCUUGGAUCAGCAAUUUAUUGAGAUGUAUGACGAUAAAGAGAUAAUUACUCUAGCAAAUAAGAAAAACUGGCUUCCUAUACAAUGGUAA